AUGACGUCCUUCAUUAACGAUACGCCUGCCGAUGCGCGGAGCGUGUAUAGCGAAAGAAGUUGGAGCUUGAAGCCGCUUAUUCGCCAUGCUCAGCGUUCGCAUAGCAAGAUGCCUGGCUUACGCAAGAUCCCUCUUCGAGCGAUCGGUAUAAUCACGUUGGUUGCACUUUUGAAUUGCGUUGUAUGGGUUGCUGCAGCAAUUGUAUUGCGUUAUCAUCCGACGAUGGUGUCUACUGCUGUGCUCGCUUAUACUCUUGGUCUGAGACAUGCGUUCGAUGCCGAUCACAUCUCCGCCAUCGAUUUGAUGACUCGACGACUACUCGCAACAGGGCAAAAGCCAGUCACCGUGGGAACAUUCUUCUCUCUUGGCCACUCGACAAUCGUCAUUAUCACAUCAAUUGUUGUCGCGGCAACUGCUGCAGCCAUUUCUACUAAGUUUGACAGCUUCAGUACCAUCGGCGGGAUCAUCGGUAGCUCUGUCAGCGCCGCGUUCCUUAUUCUGCUCGGUAUUAUGAAUGCAUACAUUCUCUACAAGCUGAUCAAGCAAAUGCGAAAGGUGUUCAGCUUAUCCGAGGACCAAGCCGACGAAGCCUGGAAGAUUGAAGGCGGUGGCGUUCUAUUCUCCGUUCUAAAGAAGAUGUUCAAACUUAUCGACCGACCAUGGAAGAUGUACCCGCUCGGAGUCCUCUUCGGACUGGGCUUCGAUACCUCGUCCGAGGUCGCUCUCCUCGGAAUCUCCUCCGUCGAAGCAGCAAAGGGAACAUCUUUCUGGGUGAUUCUUAUCCUGCCAGCGCUUUUUACCGCGGGAAUGUGUCUUCUAGACACAACCGACGGCGCCCUGAUGUACUCGCUCUACAUCCAGCCCUCCGCCAACUUCCUCCCGCCGAAGCACGACAGCAUAGUCUCCGAUAACGCAUCGGAGACGCCAGAGGACGAACUUCCCCAAUCUCACGACAAUCACCGGGACCCAAUCGCCUUCUUGUACUACUCAAUUGUGCUGACUACCUUGACGGUGAUCGUGGCCAUGGUGAUUGGCGUGAUCCAACUGCUCACCAUGAUUCUGAAUGUCACCGACGCAACGGGCAAAUUCUGGGAUGGUGUGCAGGUUGCAGGCGAUUACUACGAUGUGAUUGGUGGAGGAAUUUGUGGUUGCUUCCUUGUCGUUGGUGUACUGAGUGUACUGUGUUAUAAGCCGUGGCGCCGCUGGAUGGAUAGACGCCAUGGGAAGACCGUGGUUAAUGAUGAAGAGCGCUAUCGCGACGAUGCUCCCGAGUCUGAUAAUGGCACUGGUGUUUUUGUCCACGAUUCUGGAAGUCGUGUUGAGCGUGGGCAGACAGAGGUUGUUGGCAAGGGCGGUUCGCACGUUGCGGUGAAGGCAACCGAUGAGCCCCGGAUUGAGGAAGAGAUUGUUCAGAUGGAGUGA
Molecule: messenger RNA, 1422 nt
Organism: Penicillium atrosanguineum
Lineage: Eukaryota; Fungi; Ascomycota; Eurotiomycetes; Eurotiales; Aspergillaceae
Product: HoxN/HupN/NixA family nickel/cobalt transporter
Exons: 6
Coding region: 1-1422 (473 amino acids)
Biological process (GO): nickel cation transmembrane transport
Cellular component (GO): plasma membrane
Molecular function (GO): nickel cation transmembrane transporter activity
Source: RefSeq, a predicted model, not a curated record